AUGGAAAUAAAUAAAGAAAAUGUGGUGCAAGCAGUUGUUAUUAUGGACACAUUCAAUAGUAACUUCUCGCCUAUAAAUAAAACAAAACCGAUGGGAUUAUUUAACGUAGCGGGAGUUCCGCUUUUAGAUUAUGUAUUGGAGGCGUUGGCUUUGGGAGGUGUAGGAGAAACUAUUCUGUUUUGUUGCCAGGACAGUUCCAAGAUCAAAGAACACAUAAAAAAAGGCAUUGAUAAUAAAGCUCCAUGGAGUCUGACAAUGGAAGUGCAGGUACUGUCGUCAGACACUUGUCAGACCAUGGGUGAUGUAAUGAGGGAAAUUGAUGCUGCAGCUCUUGUCAAAGGUUAUUUUAUUCUUACCUGUGUCAACAGCAUUACAAAUGUUAACUUUACUGCAUUGUUGGAUCAGCAUAAGCAAAUCUGCAAAAGAGACAAAGGUGCAGCAAUGACUUUAGUCUACAAAAAGGUCGCAUGGGAACAUCCAUUGAUAAGUUCAGAUAAACCAACUUUCUUGGCCGCCGAUGCUAAUACUAAGAAAGUGCUCAUCCACAAAAAAUACAAACCAAAAUCCGACGAAAAAUCUUUGAAUUUACCUUUGGAAUGUGUGUUAAACCAUUCUGAAGUAAGACUACAUCAUAAUCUUGUAGAUGCCAAUAUUGCUUUGUGUUCUCCUUCUGUGCCACCACUGUUCUCUGAUAAUUUUGACUUCCAAACUAGAGAUGACUUCAUACAUGGUAUUCUCAUAAAUGAGGAAAUUUUAGCCAGCUCCCUUUACUACACACUUGUAAAAGAACACCAGUAUGCUGCUGCUGUCACCAAUUGGAAGACGUAUCAAAUUGUCUGCCGCGAUAUCCUGCAUCAAUGGGCGUUUCCCUUAUGUAUAGAAACAGGAUCAUUCUACCAAAACAAUUAUGUCCUAAUGGCUUGUCAUAACUUCCGGAAAGCAACUUCUAAAUUGAGCAGGUCUUGUACACUAAUAGAAGAUGUUUUAGUUGGAGACAACACACAAAUCAGUGAUCACACAACUGUUACAAAAUCUAUGAUUGGUGACAAUUGUGAUAUAGGAAACAAUGUUACAAUAAGUGGAAGCCAAAUUAUGAACAAUGUGGUGAUAAAGGAUAAUUGUAAAAUAAUAAAUACGUUUAUUGAUGACAAUGUUGUGGUAGAAGAAAAUUGUGUUUUGGAAGCUGGUGCUAUUUUAGCAGCUAGUGUGCAUGUGAAAACUGGCCGUAAACUAAAAGGAAACAUUAUUGAGUCUGAUGAUAAGGAAAAUGAGAAAACAUUGAUGAAAUCCGCGUCAGAAAGUGGCACAGAAUGGGAGAAUGAGUCUUCAGGCAGUGGUGGAGAUGAAUUUAUUGGUUUUGAGAAGGAAUGGAGUGACAGUGAAUCCUUUUAUACUUCUGAUAGUAGUGCUGAAUCUUCUCUGCCCGAUUCUCCUAUUCCCGAAGACACUAACAUAUUUUUACAAGAAGUCAUAGAAAGUUUGGCAAGAGGAUACAAUGAUAAACUGAAAUGUGACUAUCUGAUAUUAGAGAUUAAUUCAUCAAGAUAUGCAUAUAACAUCCAAUUGCAUGAAGUAAACUUUUUUGUCAUUAGAGCCUUGCUCAGUAUGCCAGCUCUAACAGAGGCUGAUAAUGUUGUGGUCGCAGUUAAAGAUAUUCUAAAAUAUUUUCGUCCUGUUUUGUCCAAUUAUAUUAAAACAAAGUCUUCUAUUAUGGAUUGUUUAAGAGCAGUUGAAGAUAGCUGCAUAAAAUGCGAGUGGUUAAAUGGCAAAACAGGUCAAAUUCUUCAUUUAUUAUAUGAAGCUGAUGUUGUUGAUGAAGACUCUUUGCUGGAAUGGUAUGAAGACCUCAAAGAAAAUGAAAGUCCUAUAGUGACACAACCUUCUUUACUCAAGUUCUUUGAUUGGCUACAGCAAGCAAGCGAGGAAAGUGACGAAUCAGAAUGA
Messenger RNA from Hyposmocoma kahamanoa, 1944 nucleotides. It is a transcript of the gene eIF2Bepsilon, whose product is annotated as translation initiation factor eIF-2B subunit epsilon. Gene Ontology annotation, cellular component: eukaryotic translation initiation factor 2B complex. The record is from RefSeq and is a predicted model, not a curated record. Gene Ontology annotation, molecular function: guanyl-nucleotide exchange factor activity; translation initiation factor binding; translation initiation factor activity. Lineage: Eukaryota; Metazoa; Arthropoda; Insecta; Lepidoptera; Cosmopterigidae. Bases 1 to 1944 code for a protein of 647 amino acids. The transcript is spliced from 10 exons.